GCGGUGACGCAGCCCCGGAGGCGGCCGGUGGCGGCGGGAGGUGCCGAGACCGCCCCGAGCGGCCGGGCCGGGGAUGGUGUCCGCUACCCCCCCCUCCCCUCCCCGCCAUGGAGCUGGAGAACAUCGUGGCCAACACCGUCCUGCUGAAGGCCCGCGAAGGAGGUGGUGGCAAGAGGAAAGGCAGGAGCAAGAAGUGGAGGGAGAUUCUGCGGUUCCCACACAUCAGCCAGUGCGAGGAGCUGCGCAGGGGCCUGGAGCAGGACUACGGCAGCCUGUGCCAGAGGCAGCCCAUCGGCCGCCUGCUCUUCCGGCAGUUCUGCGAGACGCGGCCGGAGCUGCUGCGCUGCAUCCGCUUCCUGGACGCCGUGACUACGAGCUGGCCCCCGAUGAGAAGCGGAAGGAGAUGGGGGAGGAGAUCAUCCAUCGGUUCCUCAAGCAGGAGUCCCCCGAAUUCCUGCCUGAGGUCGGCCAGCCCCACGCCAGCCGCUGCCUGCAGGACCUGCAGAAGAGCCCCUGCAAGGACCUCUUCAGCAGCUGCCUGUGCUCGCUGCACCAGUACCUGAGCGGGGCCCCCUUUGCCGCCUACCGGGACAGCAUGUACUUCGACCGCUUCCUCCAGUGGAAGUACCUGGAGAGGCAGUCGGUCACCAAGGACACCUUCCGGCAGUACCGGAUCCUGGGCAAGGGCGGAUUCGGAGAGGUGUGUGCCUGCCAGGUGAGGGCCACGGGGAAGAUGUACGCCUGCAAGAAGCUGGAGAAGAAGCGGAUCAAGAAGCGGAAGGGGGAGGCGAUGGCGCUGAACGAGAAGCAGAUCCUGGAGAAGGUCAACAGCCGCUUCGUGGUGAGCCUGGCAUACGCCUACGAGACGAAGGACGCUCUCUGCCUGGUGCUGACCAUCAUGAACGGCGGAGACCUCAAGUUCCACAUCUACAACAUGGGCAACCCUGGCUUCGAGGACGAGCGUGUGGUCUUCUACGCAGCAGAGAUCUGCUGCGGGCUCCAGCACCUGCACCAGGAGGGCAUUGUCUACCGGGACUUGAAGCCAGAGAACAUUCUGCUGGAUGAUGAUGGCCACAUCAGGAUCUCUGACCUGGGGCUGGCUAUCAAGAUCCCUGAGGGUGAGACCAUCCGUGGCCGCGUGGGCACCGUCGGCUACAUGGCCCCGGAGGUCAUCAACAACGAGCGCUACACCUUCAGCCCCGACUGGUGGGGCCUGGGCUGCCUGGUGUACGAGAUGAUCGAGGGGCAGUCGCCCUUCCGUGCCCGCAAGGAGCGGGUGAAGCGCGAGGAGGUGGAGAAGAGGGUGCAGGAGGAGCAGGAGGCCUACUCGGACAAGUUCAGCGAGGAUGCUCGUGCCCUCUGCAGGCUGCUGCUGGCCAAGGACCCCAAGCAGCGGCUGGGCUGCGGGGCCGGGGGGGCGGCCGAGGUGAAGAGCCACCCAUUCUUCAGCACCAUCAACUUCAAACGCCUGGAGGCUGGCAUCAUGACGCCCUCCUUCGUGCCAGAUCCCCGGGCAGUGUACUGCAAGGACGUGCUGGACAUUGAGCAGUUCUCCACCGUGAAGGGAGUCAACCUGGACCAAACCGACACCGAUUUCUAUGCCAAGUUUGCCACUGGCAGCGUCUCCAUCCCCUGGCAGAACGAGAUGAUCGAGACUGAGUGCUUCAAGGACCUCAACGUGUUCGGACCCGGCGGGACUCGCUCCCCUGACCUGGACUGGAGGCAGCUGCCUGAGCCCCCCAAGCGCAGCCUCCUGCAGAGGCUCUUCCGACGUCAUCCAACCGACUACACCAUCACCACCGCCACCCACCCCCCGGCCCCGGCCGCCGUCAACUCGCACCCUCCCGCGGCCAAGUCCAGCUGCCCAACCCCUGCCACAGCACCGGCACCGUCCUGACCCCUGCUCUCAUCAUGCUUGGGGCAGCCCCCAGCCCCCUGUGGCCUCUCAGGGUUAUCUGGGACCGAGGUUGGGGUCCCUGGGGACGCUGGCAGAGGCCAGGCAGGAUGCGGGCACGGAAGGAUGCAGCAUUCCAGCACGGACGUGGGCAGGGGUGAUGGAGGGGACCAGCGGGACCCAAACCUAGCAGCUCCCCAGUCCCUUUGCCCCCAUCCCCAGGGUCAAGCACUGGCACAGGCUGCCCAGGGAGGUGGUGGAGUCCCCACCCCUGGAGGUGUUCAAGCAACCUGUGGCCGUGGCACCUGGGGCAGGGCUCGGUGGCCACGGUGGGGCAGGGUCGAUGCCUCGAUGGUCUCGGAGGGCUUUUCCAAACAGAACAAUUCCAUCAGUCUGUCCCCGCGGCACAUCCAGCCAGGCCCUGGGGGCUCCCACUGCGGGACCACCACACCUGCCACACUCCUCCACCCCCCUCCAGCUGCUGCCAGGGCGAGGGGCCAGGGCAGGGACCUAUUUUUGCUGCUUUUGAGUCCCUUAUCUUAUCGCCAGCUCGGAGCCUGACCUCUGCGGGCAUGCAGGGGGGGCUGUGGAUUUAUCUGUGCUCUCCAAAUAGCAACAAAGGCAGCCUUGGAGUGGGGGGGACGACACUCUGGCUCCCCCCAGGCCGUGCUGCAGCAGGAAGGACGGGGUCACCCUGACAGAGCCCCCCCACCCUGCUGGGGCAAGCAGCUCCCCCCUCCUGGCCCAGCCAGCACAGCGUGGAGCAGGCUCAGAGCAGGGAACGUUCUGGAGGGUGCUGCACUGGGGCCGGGGGUGGGGGAGGAGGUGAGGAGGAGCUCCUUCAUCCCCAUGGGACCACUCAGGGUGGCACUGGGGCGCUCCAUCCUUGCCAUGGGGCUGGUGGGUGGCACAGCACCCAUGAGGUGGGUGUGGAUUGGGCGACACCACACAGGUGCAUGGUGGGGGCAUGCUGUGGGUGCCCAGGGCCCCCCACCUCGUGCCUCUGGCCCCUGGUGACUCUCUGCCCCCCACAGAUUGGGGUUCCACUUGCUCUGGUUCUGUACAUUUGUAAAGAGUUGUAAAUAUUUGUACUGAGCCCCUGGGUGGACAUUGUUAACCUCAGAGCUGCCAGCGGAGCUGCCUGCUGGCUGUGUGUGGGCACACAGGGGGCAUCUGGUGGGCACCAGGGAGGGCUCUCUUGGCUGUUUCACCUCCCCCAGUCUUUAUCUCCUGCCAUGGGAUGUGGAUGGGAGGGCACUGGAUGCCCAACCCGGGUAUGCCCUUGCUGCUGUGCAGGAUAUGGCUGUGUGCCCAGUGCUCUCAACAUGCCCAGUUUGGCAGGACCUGGCUUGGCUUCACCAACUGAGGGUCCAGGUGGGUCUGACCAGGUCCAAGCUGUGUCUGGGAGCCUCAUCCUGUCCUAGGCAGACAAGUGCUGGAGCAUGGAUGGACUCAGCCAGCUCUGCUCCCUCCUUCCCUGCUGGAGAGGAGCCCAAGGCUCAGUGGAUGCAGAUUGGGAGCCCUGAAGGGUGCCUGGAGGAGAUGCUGAGGUGACAUCAGGAGCUGGUGCCUGCAGUGCAGGUGGAUGAAGCUCAGCCCUGGGGAGAGCUGUGGCACGAACCCAGGAGCUGCCUGCAGUGCUCAGGAGCAUGGCU
Pogoniulus pusillus (Red-fronted tinkerbird) is the source of this 3549-nucleotide messenger RNA. RefSeq names its product G protein-coupled receptor kinase 5-like. The record is from RefSeq and is a predicted model, not a curated record. The transcript has 18 exons. Gene Ontology annotation, molecular function: ATP binding; G protein-coupled receptor kinase activity. Bases 74 to 1897 code for a protein of 607 amino acids. Gene Ontology annotation, cellular component: cytoplasm. Gene Ontology annotation, biological process: signal transduction; protein phosphorylation; regulation of signal transduction. NCBI's taxonomy places the organism in Eukaryota, Metazoa, Chordata, Aves, Piciformes, Lybiidae.